UAAUUCGUGGUUCCAGGUAUUUAUUUUUCUGGAGGAAAACUGUCUCGAGAUUUCCCCCAAAUUCUUCCCCCUUUUUUUGGUUGCUAGGGUUCCGGGACACGCCCAUCAAUCGAUCAUAUGCGAGGGAGACCAUUUUCUCCAUCGAUUCCUCCCGAAACCCUAUCUUUUUCGUUCCUUCCUAGCUCUCUAAUUUGGUUUUUAGCUUCUUCAAUCGUUUUAUUUCUUGUUUUCUGUUCUUGUGUUGGUCGCCAUGAGGUUUUCUGACGAAUCUCUCUUUUCGCGUCCUCCAUUUUCCCUUUUUCUUUUUUUCGGCAUCAAUCGCUUGCUUGUUCUCUGAUGCUGCGUUUUCAUCUGAAAAACUUGCUUGCUUCCCGUGCGAUUUGUGCUUAAAAGUUUCCCCGUCGUCAAAUUAGCUCCUUCCCUCUUGGUUUGAGUCCGGUUGGGGUUUUCUCCUUUUUCGUGAUUCCGGUUUGUGUAAUUCCGAUAACGUGCCAUUUGGAAAUCUUGCGAUUUCGGGAGUUUUCUGGGUGGUUUCAACCCAUUUGGAACUAGGGUUUUGACAUACGGUCCCUGUGGAGGGAAGCGAGGAAACUUUUAUGGCUCAGGAAAGCUGGAAAAGGGAGAAGGAUGAGACCGACUGUAAGAUCAAGGAGGGUCUCAUCCUCUGCGUCAACAAUUGUGGCCUUUUUGGUAGCCCUACCACCCUCAACAUGUGCGUCAAAUGCUAUGGCGAAUACCUCCUGAAAAAGCCCAAUUCCUCACCAUCACCAACGCCACCAUCACCUCCAUCAGCAGCAGCAGCGGCAGCAGCACCACCACCACCACCAACGUCGCUGCCACCGCCCAAAGAUCCAUCACUGUCAUCAUCAGCACCACCACCUCUUCCGACAGCAACACCACCACUACUGCCGUCUUCUUGUUCUUCUCCUUCACCCUCGCCACCGUGUACGCCAUCAAAAGAGACGCCCGCGAAGCGUCCCCGGGACCUGGACUCGGCUAUAGAGGACCGGCCUUCGAAAAUGAUCACAACCGUGUUUCGGUGCUCAAGCUGCCACAAGAAGGUGGGCUUGACGGGAUUCCGGUGCCGCUGCGGGGACCUUUUCUGUGCCCGGCACCGCUACUCGGACGCCCACGGUUGUUCGUAUGACUACAAAGCUGCGGGAAGAGAGGCAAUUGCGAGAGAAAAUCCUGUGGUUAAAGCCGCUAAGAUCAUCAAGAUCUGAAGUCUCUUCCCUCUUCUUUGCUUUCUAUGGUAUUACUUGUACUGGUUUGGGUUGAGAAAAUUAGUGAAUGUGGGUAUUGGUGUAACUGCCAAUUUGGUGUAAUAUGAUAUUACUUUUGCGUCCCAUAUUUGUUGCAUUUGAUUCA
Molecule: messenger RNA, 1368 nt
Organism: Nymphaea colorata (pocket water lily)
Lineage: Eukaryota; Viridiplantae; Streptophyta; Magnoliopsida; Nymphaeales; Nymphaeaceae
Product: zinc finger A20 and AN1 domain-containing stress-associated protein 5-like
Exons: 1
Coding region: 597-1223 (208 amino acids)
Biological process (GO): protein ubiquitination
Molecular function (GO): DNA binding; ubiquitin-protein transferase activity; zinc ion binding
Source: RefSeq, a predicted model, not a curated record